Messenger RNA from Mizuhopecten yessoensis (Yesso scallop), 1941 nucleotides. RefSeq names its product ORM1-like protein 3. Lineage: Eukaryota; Metazoa; Mollusca; Bivalvia; Pectinida; Pectinidae. The transcript is spliced from 4 exons. Gene Ontology annotation, biological process: negative regulation of ceramide biosynthetic process; ceramide metabolic process; intracellular sphingolipid homeostasis. Gene Ontology annotation, cellular component: endoplasmic reticulum membrane. Bases 115 to 576 code for a protein of 153 amino acids. The record is from RefSeq and is a predicted model, not a curated record.
UAUAAAAAAAAAGAAGGUAUAGACAAUUGCGCAUGCGUAGUAUAUUUCUUAGUUCUGGAUAGUUGAAAAUAACGUAAAAUAAUCCUUAGAGCUGUUUUAUAUGAAUCAACCAAGAUGAACAUAGGUACAGCUACAAGUGAGGAGAACCCAACCCAUUCCUACCUGAAUAGCAAGGGGAUCUGGUUAACCUACACAUUGGUUAUCUUACUGUUCCAUCUUAUGCUCCUCAGUGUCCCGUUUUUUUCAGUAGCUGUGGCAUGGACACUGACAAAUAUUUUACAUGAUGUGGGGAUGUUUUAUUGCUUACAUGUCACAAAAGGUACACCUUGGGGGACUCCAGAACAAGGACAGGCCCGAACACAGACUCAGUGGGAACAAAUUGAUUACGGUCGGCAAUUCACACCCACAAAAAAGUUUCUCACAAUUGUUCCUAUUGUGUUGUUUUUCUUGGCAAGUUUCUACACAAAGUAUGACAAAAUACAUUUUAUAAUCAAUGCCAUUGCCUUGGGCUGGAGUGUCGUACCAAAAUUCCCACAAUUCCACGGUGUCCGACUUUUUGGAUUCAACAAGUUUUGAUCAGGCUUUGACAGAAAGCGAUGGUUAUGGGACAAAUACAGGACAAGUUGAACCAUUUAGUGAUCGUAGUGCUGUGGGGAGCAAACAAUUUACAUGACUUUGUGGAAAAGAGAUGCACUGUGGGUUAUUUUUAUGUCACCAAGUCGAGGCAGCCAUGGAAAAGCUAUAUUUGUACAGUGAUGGGAGGUCAACAGUAUAAAAAAGCAAUUAUUUGUAAUAUUAUUCUAAUAUUUGAUUGUAAAAUGUCUAUGUGAUAAAGAUUCCAUUUAAGAAAUACUUAUGAAUUUUAAUCUUGUUGAAAAUUUCUGAGGUCUAGUCCUUUCAAAGAGUGUAAAAAGUCCUGAGGUUUUGUCCUCACAAAAUUUGUAAAAAGUGCUGAGGUCUUUUUUCAUUCAAAUUGAGUAAAUAGUGUACAGACCAUUCAGAAUCGGUAUUCAGUGGCCGUCAUCAGGAAAAUAUUGUAUUUUCUAAAUUUAUUUUUGCAAAGAAUGAAUAUCAACUUGAAUUUUAAGAAAAUCUGAAUUAAAAUGAAAAGGUAAAAAUACAAAAAAUGUGAUUUUCAUAGAGUAGUGGGGAAUAUAAUUUUAUAUAUGGUGUUAUAUUUAUUCCUUAGUUUAAUUGACAUAUAUCCCUCAGGGGCAUUUAUGCUAAUAAUUGUAGCAUUUAUUGGACUAAAUUCCAAACAUGGGUUUUAUUAAUCGGUAAAAAUAUGGAACAUGGGCUUACUGUUCAAAGCAAAUAAUUUUGAAUAUAUAAUAGUUGCUCAUUACUUUUACAUAACUUUCUCUUGACGUUUCUGUACUACAUGUAGUAGGACCCUGUCUUGGGAGAUAUACUAUUUUUCCGUUUUUAGUUGACAAUAUGUUAAGAAAAAUUAUCUAUUAUAUAUGAUUGUCUCGCUGUUCUAGUUUACAUUGGAUGAUAGAGAAAAUAGUAAAACUACAUAACGAAACUGUACAGAAAACCUUGUAUUCUGAUCUGACAGGAUGUUUUUCCGAUUUAUUCAUAAUAAAACAAUGUUUCUUGAGGAAAUUCUUAUUUAUGGUUAAAAUAUUUAAAUAAUUAAGAUACACAAAAUGUUAAAUUAUAAAUAGAACAUGAGAAACCAUGGUGUCAUCAAAGGGGUGUGUGUUUACCUAAUGGAGUAAAGUUGCAUGUCAAUUCUAGUAAGUCCACCCUAAUUUCCUACAUAAAAACUGACGAGGGAAGUAUAAUUUCACAGGCUCAUUUGCAAGACAACUUUGAUUUUUUCAAUAGACUGGAAAAGAAACAAUAAUCAGCUGUUCCUGAUAAAUAUAACUUUAUCUAUUUUACAACAAUUAUGAAACAGGUUAUUUCAACUUAUAUUAAUCACUCUUGUUGGCC